CUGCGUUUCAUCACAGCGACGAGAGAAACUUGAGUUUAAAUCUGUUGUGUGGGAUAAACUUGCAUCUCAUGAGUUAACGGGUAUGUUAGAGGCCUCCGCUAAUAUAUAUUGAUGGCCACCCCGAGCAAGACGCCGCCUGGUGCCGACCCCAAACAGCUGGAGAGAACCGGGACAGUUCGGGAAAUAGGCUCCCAGGCUGUGUGGUCCCUGUCGUCCUGUAAGCCAGGUUUCGGAGUGGAUCAGCUGAGGGAUGACAACCUGGAGACCUACUGGCAGUCGGAUGGAUCUCAGCCUCACCUGGUCAACAUUCAGUUCAGGAGGAGGACGACGGUGAAGAUGUUGUGCAUCUACGCCGAUUAUAAAUCAGAUGAGAGCUACACGCCGAGUAAGAUCUCUGUGAGGGUGGGUAACAACUUCCACAACCUUCAGGAAGUCAGACAGCUGGAGAUGGUGGAGCCCAGUGGCUGGAUCCACAUCUCGCUCCUCAACCAGAGAACCAACGACCCGAUCAGCACCUUCAUGAUCCAGAUCGCGGUCCUCGCCAACCACCAGAACGGCCGGGACACGCACAUGCGCCAGAUCAAGGUGUACACGCCCGUGGAGGAGAGCACCAUCGGCAAGUUCCCACGAUGCACCACGGUGGACUUCAUGAUGUACCGCACCAUCAGGUGAUCCGGUCCGGAGACCUGACCGAGACUGCGACUCCUUCAAAAUAAAACCCAUGAAUUCAGACUUUAUUCACCAACUGAGUGUUGGACCUGACUAGGAAUAUUUUUUUAACUCUUUGUGACUGUGAUUUUUUUUAUUUGUUUCAAGAUCUUUAAAUAAACAUUUCAAACCCAGAUGAAGGAACUCUCUUGA
This is a messenger RNA of Austrofundulus limnaeus, 861 nucleotides long. RefSeq names its product anaphase promoting complex subunit 10 (gene anapc10). Gene Ontology annotation, biological process: protein K11-linked ubiquitination; anaphase-promoting complex-dependent catabolic process. Lineage: Eukaryota; Metazoa; Chordata; Actinopteri; Cyprinodontiformes; Rivulidae. The transcript is spliced from 6 exons. The record is from RefSeq and is a predicted model, not a curated record. Gene Ontology annotation, cellular component: anaphase-promoting complex. Bases 112 to 672 code for a protein of 186 amino acids.